Messenger RNA from Fusarium mangiferae, 1014 nucleotides. RefSeq names its product putative multidrug resistance protein. The record is from RefSeq and is a predicted model, not a curated record. Gene Ontology annotation, biological process: proteasome-mediated ubiquitin-dependent protein catabolic process; protein deubiquitination. Gene Ontology annotation, cellular component: proteasome regulatory particle, lid subcomplex. The transcript has 3 exons. Bases 1 to 1014 code for a protein of 337 amino acids. Gene Ontology annotation, molecular function: proteasome binding; metallopeptidase activity; protein binding. Lineage: Eukaryota; Fungi; Ascomycota; Sordariomycetes; Hypocreales; Nectriaceae.
AUGGAGCGCUUCAGGAGUUUACUUGGUGGCGGUGGAAUGGGCCUUGGAGGAGCUGCACAUGGCACUGACAACACAAAUCUGAUUGAUAACUCCGAAACAGUCUAUAUCUCCUCCCUUGCCCUACUUAAAAUGCUUCGACACGGUCGCGCAGGUGUGCCCAUGGAAGUCAUGGGUCUGAUGCUUGGCGAGUUUGUGGAUGACUUCACCGUCAAGGUUAUGGAUGUGUUUGCCAUGCCUCAGAGCGGUACCGGUGUUAGUGUCGAGGCUGUCGACCCCGUUUUCCAGACCAAGAUGAUGGACAUGCUUAGGCAAACAGGAAGACCCGAGUCGGUUGUCGGAUGGUACCACUCGCAUCCUGGAUUCGGCUGCUGGCUUUCUUCUGUUGAUAUCAACACACAGCAGUCGUUCGAGCAGCUGAACCCCCGCGCCGUUGCCGUCGUCAUUGAUCCUAUCCAGUCCGUGAAGGGCAAAGUCGUCAUUGACGCUUUCCGACUCAUCAACCCCCAGCUCUUGAUGCUCGGACAAGAACCUCGACAGAGCACUAGCAACUUGGGCCACCUCAACAAGCCUUCAAUCCAGGCUCUCAUCCACGGCUUGAACCGACACUACUACUCGAUUGGAAUCAACUACCGCAAGACCGCGCUCGAAGAGAACAUGCUCAUGAACCUGCACAAGCACGUUUGGACCGAAGCUCUGGAGAUGGACGACUUCCGACACGAGGGUUGCAAGAACAAGGACAGACUGCAACAGCUGGUCUCAUUGGCGGAUGGUUAUGAGAAGCGCGUAAAGGAGGAGACUGAGCUGACUAAGGAUCAGCUCAAGACUCGCUACGUUGGCAAGUUGGAUCCCAAGAAGCAUCUCGAGGAUGUUGGCCAGGAGCUCAUUGAGGACAACAUUGUAUCUGUGUCGAGACAAAUGAUCGACAAGGAGGCCACCAUGCCCAGGAAGGAGGGCCAAGCAGGGUCCAAGGGGCAAGUGAAUGGUGAACAAAUGGACGUGGAAGAGGAGUUAUAA